This is a messenger RNA of Aspergillus niger, 2178 nucleotides long. RefSeq lists its product as uncharacterized. Gene Ontology annotation, molecular function: zinc ion binding; DNA-binding transcription factor activity, RNA polymerase II-specific. The record is from RefSeq and is a predicted model, not a curated record. NCBI's taxonomy places the organism in Eukaryota, Fungi, Ascomycota, Eurotiomycetes, Eurotiales, Aspergillaceae. Gene Ontology annotation, biological process: regulation of DNA-templated transcription. Bases 1 to 2178 code for a protein of 725 amino acids. The transcript is spliced from 2 exons.
AUGGUCUACUGCGGUCGCCCUUCCACAAGUUGCAAUAAUUGUCGCGCCAAAAAGAGAAGAUGCGACAAAGCAGUCCCCGAAUGCGGCCAAUGUUGGCGCACGGGUCAGAAAUGCCCGGGAUACAGAGAUCCCUCCAGCCUCAUCUUUCGCGAUGAGAGCACUCAAGUCAUCAACCGCGCCCGCUCAAAAGUCUCCAAGAGGACGUCGGCGACCACUCCAACCGACCGCCGCUCGGUGGAACGCACAGCUUCACCACAGGCACAGAUACAACUACAACACCAACUAGAACAACAACAACAACAGCAACAGCAACAGCAACAACAGCAACAACAAAACACUUCCGCACCAGACUAUCCGACCAGCCGCCCUUCCGAUGUUGUCGACGAGACCAUGCUGGACAUGACCGACGUCGAUGUUGGAGCCGGGAUUUUCGCCGGCGCCAGCUUCAUGCCCGACUUAAUGAGCUUCCCCGACCCUUUCAACCCGGAUGAGACGGGGCUCUUCUCCCUCCAUCCGGAUGUCUCGCCCAGCGCCAUGCCGGUAUCGGGUGACGGUCCUGCAUCCGCUGCUUCUGUUCCUGCCUCCGUGUCUGGGCGCCGUUCGCGUAUCGGUGCUUCGAGCGUAGGCGGCGAUGAUGUGGCUCUCGAUCAUUUUCCUGAUGACGGCACCCACCGCGGCGACCGCCAACAGCUCGGACACAACGACUUCACCAGCAGUCAGCUCGAGGUCAUCGCGCGUCCCAUCUCCUUGCCUCUCGUCGUCAUCGGUCUCGAUUUCUUCUUCUCUCACUAUGUCGUUCCGCAGUCCGGCCCCUCCUCCGGCUUUUUGGACUACGCGCCGGCCAUGCUAGCGCAAGACGACGGCGGAAAUGACAUGCUUGAGGGUGCCAUUCUGGCGCUCGGCUUCAGUGGGCUCGCUCGCACCACGAACCAGACCGACCUGUUGACCCGGUCCAUGAUGAUGUACACCCGCACCAUGGAGCGCGUCAAUCUCGCCCUCGCCGACCCCCAGGCCGCCCGUCGCGACAGCACCAUUGUCUCGGUCCUCGUCCUCGCCCUCUACGAGUUCAGCAGGGCCUCUCUCGACGGCUGGAAGCACCACAUUGAGGGGGCUACUUCGCUCCUCAACCUGCGCGGCCGCUCCCAGUUCUCCACCCCGACCGGCCUGCAGAUCUUCAAGGAUGUCUUCUCCCAACUCCUCACCAACUGCAUGCGCUCCGGCUCUCCCAUGCCCUCGAGCCUACGCAUGCUGCGCAUCGAGGCCACCAACGCCCUCAGCAUCUCGGAUCCCUACUGGGUCGCCUGCAGCGGCAKGGUCGAGCUUCUCGAUCUCUAUCAGCACAUUUCCCCGGGCGGCUACUCGUUCUUUCCCAACUCUUCCGGCAUCUCCUCCUCUUCCUCCUCCACCUCCUCCGCUCCCGCCGCCCCUUCCGAUUCCUCCAACUCCCCCUCUGCUGUUUCCGGUUCGUCCCCGGCCUCUACCUCCUCCAUGGCCUCCGGUCCUCUCAAGGGUGCCAGCAUGUCCAUUGAGUACCUCGAGCGCUACCUCUCGCAGGCGCUCGAGAUUGACUACCGCCUCGAAAGCACCUUCUCCAACUGCCCUACCGAGUGGCAGUUCACCACCCAAUCCAACUCGUCUAGCAACACCUACGAUCCGACUCGUAUCCAGCGCGACGUCCACCACAUCUACCACGAUGUCUGGAUCGCCGACGUCUGGAACAGCAUGCGCACCUGCCGCAUCCUGGCCAACCACGCCAUCAGCCACCUUCUCCUCCGCGGCGCCAACACCGACAGCAAUUGGUUCUUCGCCAACAACUAUGCCGAACGCCUGCACCAGGCCACCCAAACCAUCGUCCGCAUGCGCGACGAGAUGCUCGCCUCCGUGCCCCAGCUCAUGGGCUACGCCACCUCGCCGACACAGGAGCUGCAGCUGCAGCAACAGCAGCAGCAGAAGCAGCCGCCCGAGCGCGCCAAGAACAUCGCCGGCUCGGCCGUCGGCGGCUACUUUGCCUGCUGGGUUCUCCUCACCGUGGGCUGCAUGCACAACCUCGGCCACGAGACCCGUGCGUACACGGCCGCCCAAUUGCGCCGAAUCAGCUGCGAAGCAGGGCUUGCGCAGGCAGAGGAUUUCGCCAACUUUGUUCAAUCAAGCAACCUCCGUCCACCAUUAAGUGGAUAG